Molecule: messenger RNA, 1905 nt
Organism: Arachis duranensis
Lineage: Eukaryota; Viridiplantae; Streptophyta; Magnoliopsida; Fabales; Fabaceae
Product: F-box/LRR-repeat protein At1g67190
Exons: 2
Coding region: 251-1510 (419 amino acids)
Molecular function (GO): protein binding
Source: RefSeq, a predicted model, not a curated record
UCUCUAGUCUCUAAGAAGAGGGUGAAAUAAAAGCAAGACAAAAAUUGGAUUGGAAAUUGGAAUUGGGAGUGUGAGAUGAGAAUUGAGAUGAUGUCGCUAUUAUGAUUUAUGUUCUCUUCUUUCAUUCUUCACUGCUUAGUGCUUAGUGCCCCUCUCUCUCUCUCUCUCUCGGAUCUUGACUUUGCUCUCUUUUCUGCAAUCAACAAUCUCAAAUCACGCACCUCUUCCCUCCUUCAGAGAGUGUAAUUAAAUGGAUCAGCUUCCUGUGGAAGUGAUUGGGAACAUACUGUCGCACCUAAGGGCUGCAAGGGAUGUAGUGAUAGCCUCUGCCACCUGCAAGAAAUGGAGACAAGCAUGUUGCAAGCAUCUCCACACCCUCUCCUUCAGCUCCAAUGAUUGGCCUCUCUACCGCGAUUUGACCACCAGCCGCCUCGAGAUUCUCAUCACACAGACCAUCUUCCAGACAUCAGGAUUGCAGGCACUCUCUAUUCUCAUGGAAGACGUCGACGAAUUCUCCGCCUCCACUGUUAUUGCUUGGCUCAUGUACACCCGGGAAACCCUGAGGCACUUGUAUUAUAAUGUAAAGACUACACCUAAUGUUAACAUUCUUGAACUCUGUGGCAGACACAAGCUGGAAAUACUAGAUCUCGCUCAUAAUUCCAUCUCUGGGGUGGAGCCUAAUUAUCAGAGGUUCCCUUGUUUGAAAUCUCUCUCAUUGAGUUAUGUCAGUAUAUCUGCCUUGGAUCUUAAUCUCUUGGUGUCCGCCUGCCCCAAGAUUGAGGCUUUGGAACUCGUCAACCCGGAAAUUGCAAUGUCCGAUGCUCAGGUAACGGUUGAGCUCAGCAGUUCAACUCUCAAGAGUGUGUAUGUAGAAGCAAUCAGUUUGGACAAGUUUAUAUUAGAGGCCGAUGGUAUUGAGUGCCUGCACUUGAAAGAUUGUGCCCUUGAGGUGUUUGAAUUGAUUGGUAAGGGGACCUUGAAGCAUUUUAAGAUUGAUGAUGUUAGUGUUAUCCAUCUUGAUAUUGGCGAGACAGUUGAAAAUCUUGAGAUCGUAGAUAUCAGCAACUUCACAAUCAUAUGGCCUAAAUUCUACCAGAUGAUUUCAAAAUCAUCCAAUUUGAAGAGGCUUCGACUCUGGGAUGUCAUGUUUGACGAUGAGGAUGAGGUUGUAGACGUAGAAACUAUUGCCACAUGCUUUCCGCAGCUGAGCCAUUUAUCUUUGAGUUAUGAUGUAAGAGAUGGAGCACUUCACUAUGGUUUGCAAGGCUCUUCCUGUCUCGAGAAUGUCGUUGUCUUAGAGCUCGGCUGGACUGUGAUUAAUAGUCUUUUCUCCCACUGGGUUGAGGGGUUGCUUAAGCGAUGCCCGAAUCUCAAGAAGUUGAUCAUUCAUGGGGUUGUUUCUGAAGCUAAGUCUGAAGAAGAAUGCCUCAUCUUGGCAAAUUUUACCACAUCCAUGAUUGAGCUUAUGAGGAGAUACACACAUGUAGAUCCACAUUUUAAGUAUGAAUGAGAUUCUGCUGAAUGCUUUGUUAUAGCUAGUUUUCAUUUAAAUAUAAAUUGCAUAGGCACAUUUGCAGGUAGCUUACAAGAUUCAUGAGUUUAUGCUCCGGUUUAGCUUAUUUAUUGUUUGGAAUCGUUAGAACUUUUGUGACGGACCAACAAUUAUGAUAGACAUUAGGGGUAGGCCUUUGAUCACUUCUUUGCAAAAACAAGGUUAUAGUAUGGAAUUUUUACUCUCAGCUCUGUGCAGAGAAUCUUAAUUAGCCUUUCAUUAAGACCAGAAAAAAGAGGGACGAAAAAAUUUGGAAAUCUGGAACGAUUCAUGUUUGAGGGAUUACCGUUAUGGUGUGUUAUACAGCCAAGAGGCAUUGACGUUCAAAUACCAUUAGCAGUAUCUUUUCUUAA